AUCUGUUUCAUUCUCAGAUUUAGUUUACUCGUAGUAGUUCUGUGCAACAGGUCGUACCCAACAAUCUUUGAGUUUAUCUUUCUGUGCUUCGUAGUAUUAUUAACAUAAACUAUAAACAUUUACGGUCUGAUAAUAAGAGAGUAGAGUACUAUAAAGCUUUUUGCCAAAGUCAACUUUUAUUGAGGACAACCUAACCAUCAGAGCCAGACACACAAAGAAUGGGGGAAGAAAAUGUCCAACAAAGGAAGUCUUCUCGAAAACGUCGAGCACUGCUGUUAAGGGAACGUGUGACAGUCAUAGAGAUGUACAACACCAGACCACGUCCGAAUUAUGACACCCUCGCCAGAAUGUUCAACUGUGGUCGCAGCCAAAUCAAAAACAUUCUCCGGCAAAAGGGACAGAUUCUUCAGGAAUACCACAAGAACCCCGAGUCGGAGAGGGUACGUCGGAGGGUACCUGCAAUUCUUUUGACCCUAAAUCGAUUGGUGGAUGAAUGGCUUAGAAGAGCCUUGGGUCAUAAGAUUCGAGUCAGUGCAGAAAUGAUUCUCCAAAAAGCCGUACAAGUUCAACAAUUCCUCGACUAUGAGGAAUUCGAGCCGACAAAAGCUUGGCUUCGAUCUUUUCGACGACGACAUGGAUACUAUCGAAUAGACCUGCGCACCCUCGAAGUACCCGAAGACCGAAGUAAAUCUCUCAAGAUCAUGGACAUCUUUGAAGAAAUCAAAAACAGUAUUGAUUUUAAUGUAAGACGUGAAACCGAACAGAAAUUAGUUCGGGAAAAUAGUUGUGAUCUAAUUUUGGACCAAGAUUCAGAAAUCGAUUCGAAAAUAAUUGUGAAAAACCAGAAUUGGGAUGAUUCCUUAGAAGAAUUUCCAUCCUCGGAGAAUAAUGAAAAUGAAACAGUUGUGCUAAAGGACAAUUCCGAUGCACUCGACUACCUUAGACCUCUGGAGGAAUUUGCUAUGUUAACGGAUAAUUUUCGUGCAAUUGGUCUCAUAUCGCAAUUGGAGGCGAUAUUUCGAUCCAAGGCUAGAGCCACUGAAGAUGUUUGAUGUGAAUAUAAGAGAUAAUUAUGUCAAAAAAACAUCUGCAAACAAAACGUAUGCUUCCAAAAAUGUUUGUUUUGAAAUUCUUCCGUUUUUGAAAAUUCACUUCCAUAUAUUAUUAUUAUUACUAUAGAAUUGUAUGUGAGUUUGUGUGUGUUAAUUAUAAUGUGUACAUGUAGAUAUAUUUUUUAAGUUUUUUAAUUUUGUUUUUAAAUUUUAAUUUAGUAAAAUAGUAAAUAUGUAUAACAAUAUCAAUAUAUAUACAUAAUAUUUAGUGAAAUGCACUUUUAUAAGAAUACAAACUUGUUUAAUUCAUUUUUACAAAAAAUAGAACAAUUUAGCGUACUCGAGUGUUAUGUGAGUGUGGAUAGAGAAAGCAAAGCAAAUUCCUAUGU
This is a messenger RNA of Eupeodes corollae, 1441 nucleotides long. RefSeq lists its product as uncharacterized. The coding region runs from base 219 to 1052 and encodes 277 amino acids. The transcript is spliced from 3 exons. Gene Ontology annotation, molecular function: DNA binding. Lineage: Eukaryota; Metazoa; Arthropoda; Insecta; Diptera; Syrphidae. The record is from RefSeq and is a predicted model, not a curated record.